AUGCAUUCCACUCUAGCAACGCUGGUCACGGUUCUCCUGCUCCAGGCCACAGCGCCGAUCUCCGCCCCCGAAGAAUGUCCGUACUGGAAAGACAUCGAUCUCUACUUUCCAACAGUAUCGACGCCUUCUUAUUUUGAUAGAAACGGUUUCGCAACGUUUGUCAGAGCGCUGGAGCCCUUGCCAAAGGAAGCUGUAUUCUUCUUGCCCUUCAGCAUCCUUGUCUGGGCGGCUCUCUUAGUCUGCUUCAUUGUUUGUUCGCUGAUCAGUUUCUUCCUCUACAGAGUGAGUGGGGUCAAUCCAGACUUUCACGCUGUCGCGUCACCUCUUGCGGCGUCCCUGGUACAGCAAGCGUAUCCCGUGCCUCCGGGCGCUGAAAAUGUUCACUCGCUCAGGUUUCUUCUCGGGGUAUGGUAUCUGACGGUAACAGUACUGGCCACAGGGUACAAAGGAGUCAUCACAUCCCUGUUGUGUAACGUACCCCUGGUUGGGGAACUUACCGAGUACACGUCCUUGGACAUGGCGAAGUCCAUGGGCCCGGCUUUUUGCUUCGUGAACUUCCCGGAAGAACUCGUACAUCGGGCUUGGCCCCACACGGACUACGAACAGACGGUCGAAAAAAAUUACGAUUGCGUGGACGGGUCAGGAAAGCUGCUUGCGAAAGCUGGUAAGAAGGCCUGGUUCGUUUUCAAGCCUAGCUCGGACGAGGCUGCUAGCAUCAAAGAAGAGCUCUUUCGAUUCGGCUUCGUGCAGACGGACACGUUCCUGUCGCCCGUAAUCACGGGACCUCGGUUAAGAUCGAAUUCGCCGUACUACAGGUCCAUAAAAAAAGUCUUGAGCCGUACUUUUGAAGCCGGUUUGUUUGCAGAAGCGGAGCGACUUGCAGAGUUCCAGAGUAGGGUUAGGCGUGAACAAAAGUACGGCCGGCCCUCGAAUACCGAAGAGGAAACACUGGGACUAAGCGACUUCCGACCGUGCAUUGUAAUUUGGGCGGUCGGAAUCGGCCUCAGCUUCCUCGCGUUUGCAGUUAGUCACGUGGUGGCCCACUUCCGCCCACCGCGUUCUCGCAUGACUCGGCACGCUGUUCGCCGGGCCUGGUGA
Ixodes scapularis (black-legged tick) is the source of this 1098-nucleotide messenger RNA. RefSeq lists its product as uncharacterized. Lineage: Eukaryota; Metazoa; Arthropoda; Arachnida; Ixodida; Ixodidae. The record is from RefSeq and is a predicted model, not a curated record. The transcript is spliced from 2 exons. The coding region runs from base 1 to 1098 and encodes 365 amino acids.